AUGCCCACUUUCAAGAAACAGCAUUCUGUGAAGUCCCAAAGAGGGCAAAAAAGAACAGCGCAAGAAACAAGUCUUCUGCCGUCCCAGACUGUCAUUCCAUCACAUCCUAGAACUAUACAGAGGUCGGUCAGCCGUUCUCGAUCAAAAGCCAAAAGAUCGUUCCCAUAUGCCAAACCUGAUCCGUUUUUUGCAACACACGACUGGGAGACCGCACUUCAAGGCACCAUCACACCGCCAUCACCAAUUAGCCGCUACAGCCUAAAUAAUUGGUCUAUUCGACGUCCACGCCAACAAAAUGCUCAGUCAAAUGUCAUGAGCAAAUUGAACCAUGAAGCGUAUAUUGAAAUCUACACAGAUCCGCUAAAUGAUAAACCCGUCCCAAGAUUCCGCUUCACACGACCACGACUUCCGCUAGUGCCAAUAUACACAGACACUGACGAUGGGCUGAGAGCUCUAAGACCAGCAAGACGCCUGACUCAGGCCCAGGAAGAAAUGAGAUGGCGUGCUAGACGGGCUCAAGCGGCGGUGGAUAUCGUAGAACUACCUGGGGAUGAAAAUGACGACAAAGAUUGGAACAAGGAGAAUGAAUAUGCAGGACCACAAAGACUUGUCGGUUGA
Glarea lozoyensis ATCC 20868 is the source of this 618-nucleotide messenger RNA. RefSeq lists its product as uncharacterized. Bases 1 to 618 code for a protein of 205 amino acids. The record is from RefSeq and is a predicted model, not a curated record. The transcript has a single exon. Lineage: Eukaryota; Fungi; Ascomycota; Leotiomycetes; Helotiales; Helotiaceae.